AUGCCGGGAACAGUACACAUCAAAUAUGGAAAUCCCUCGUCUCAGCAAUCGAAGCAAACCCAUAAUACCCAUCUGAAGAAUGGAACUAAACGCAUGUGGGACGGCAGUCCGAAGCAAGAAUCCGGCACGAAACACAACAGCGUCAAAAAUCGUCCCACACACCCGACUGAUACCCCCAGGGACAAGACCGGCACCUCUUUGGUCGCGCCGCAGAAGAACAAGAUACAGGGAACCCCCCGAUCCGAGGGGACUGUCAGAAAGACGUCGUCCACUACUGGCUUGUCAAAUAGAAGUACCGCAGCGCCUAGCAAGAUGGUCAAUGGUCCUGGUGGAAUUUACAGUCAGAAGCCUGAUCGCCAGGCUCUCCGCAGAGCUGCUCUUCAACUCGAAAAGACCCGGCAGAAUUUGCCCAUAUGGUCCAAGAGGGCGGAUAUCCGUUUUGCAUUGAGGCACAACGAUAUCCUGCUCAUCAACGGUGAAACAGGCUCUGGAAAAAGUACCCAGGUGCCACAAUUCCUGUACACCGAACCCUGGUGCAAGAAGCAGACAGUGAAAAUUGAAAAGGAGGGAAGGACGGAAGAAAUCUCUGUGGGAGGCAUGAUCGCAAUUACACAACCGCGUCGAGUUGCUGCCAUGACACUGGCAUCGCGUGUUGCUCGUGAGAUGGGAACUCCUCUUGCGAAAGGGGCUGUUUCUGGAGAAGUUGGCUAUGCUGUACGAUUCGACUCCCUCGUACCUGCAGGCGCGAGGAUAAAGUUUCUUACCGAAGGAAUGCUGCUGCAGGAGAUGUUGCAUGACCCGAAUCUGCGAAAAUAUAGCGCUGUGGUUGUGGACGAAAUACACGAGAGGAGCAUCGAUGUGGACCUUAUCGCUGGGUUUCUGAGGAACAUAGUCCAUGGUGACAAGAGGGGUCGGGGAGGUAUUCCCCUGAAGAUUGUGAUCAUGAGUGCAACGCUUGACUUGGGAGGCAUCGAAGCAUUCUUUGCAAGACCAGCAUCUCAACCGAACUACAAGCCAGGUAAAAACCAUGGCAGGAUACUUGCACCCCACCUAUUAAAUAGCGAUAUUGAUGAUACUGCAGAGUCCGAGAACUCGCUUCUCUCCAACGAGAGCUUCUCUUCCUGGGGUGGGUUCAGUGAUCUGGUUGAAGGUGGUGAAACGGGACAAGAUGCGUCGCAAACUUUCGAAGACGGUCCUGCUGCGAAGAGAAACAAGUCAACCAAGUCACCACCUGGAAUCCGGUCUAGCAAGGGGAACCAGGAUUCGGACGAUAGUCUACAAUCCGCCCAUGAGAAAAACGGAGUGGCCGUCCAAUAUAUUCGGGGGAGGCAGUAUGAGGUGGACAUCAUGUACGAAGUCUCUCCAUCAUUGGACUAUCUCCAUACGAUACUGCAGAUAGUUCUAAAAUUGCACGUCACUGAACCUCUCCCUGGAGACAUCCUAGUCUUCCUUACCGGUCAGGACGAGAUUGAGAGCUUGCGGACCGAACUCGAGAACUAUGCUGAGAAGCUUGUCAAAACCCAACCUCGGAUGAAGGUGAUGCCACUCUAUGGUGCCCUUUCAGCACAAGCACAGCAAGACGCCUUCGAGAAGGUGAAGGAGAAGUUUACUCGCAAAGUCGUCCUCGCCACGAAUAUCGCGGAGACUUCGGUGACGGUCUCCGGGGUCCGCUUCGUUGUGGAUUGUGGCAAGUCUAAGGUGAAACAAUAUCGUCCGCGCUUGGGGUUGGAGUCUCUCCUGUCAAAGCCAAUAUCCAGAGUCUCAGCUAUCCAACGAAUGGGACGAGCCGGCCGAGAAGCCCCAGGGAAAUGCUUCAGGAUUUACACUGAGGACGACUAUCUUAAGCUUGACCAAGACGAACUUCCGGAGAUUCUACGCAGUGAUGUCAUUGAGGCCGUUCUCAAAAUGAAGUCUCGAGGCGUUGGCAAUAUUUCCGAAUUCCCCCUCAUGGACUCCCCUGACCCUAUGGCGAUCCAGAAUGCCCUGAAACAAUUGCACAUGAUGGGAGCCGUUGACGACGAGGGAAAUAUUUCAUCGCUCGGGAAGAAAAUGGCUACUUUCCCCCUGCCAGCUGCGUACAGCCGCGUCCUCAUUGCUGCCGCUGACCCUGAAGCCAACAUUUUACUGGAAGCUAUAGACGUCAUCUCGUGCUUGACGACAGAUUCGGAGAUAUUUAUACAACCCAAAUCCGAGGAAGACCAGGAGAGGAUCACAGACGCUCGGAAGGAUAUACUGUCUCCGGAUGGUGACAUAAUCACUCUACUCGCAGUCAUCAGGAGGUUCGCUUGCGAGAAAACCGAUCGUGGUGAAUGGUGCCGUCAACGAGUCUUGUCUCCACGAGCAAUGAAGAUGGCAAUGCAAAUCCGCCAGCAACUACAGCAGAUUUGCCACCAGCAGAAACUCCUGACAAAGCUGCCGGCGGAGCCAACGACUUUCGAGCCACUUUCCGCGGAGCGAAUGGUCGUUCUGCUCAAGGCCUUCAUGAAGGCAUUUGCUUCCAAAACAGCCCUGCUAGCUCCCGACGGAAGUUACGUCAUGACAUCUGGAAGGAAUGCGAUCUCGGUACAUCCAUCCAGCGUAUUAUAUGGACAGAAAAAGACUGAGGCGAUUAUGUUUCUGGACCAUGUGUUUACGGCAAAGAACUACGCGAAGAAAGUUAGCCCUGUUCAAGCCAACUGGAUUGAAGAGGCUUUCGCAAUUUAG
This is a messenger RNA of Drepanopeziza brunnea f. sp. 'multigermtubi' MB_m1, 2703 nucleotides long. NCBI's taxonomy places the organism in Eukaryota, Fungi, Ascomycota, Leotiomycetes, Helotiales, Drepanopezizaceae. The record is from RefSeq and is a predicted model, not a curated record.